UUUAUAUGUUUAAUAAGUGUAAUAAUAUGAAAAAUAUCAUCAAAUCAGAAAAUUUGAGGGACUCUAACUGUAUAAAACAGGAGUUUAAACCGAUUUACUAUGACGAUUGACGACACAACCACUAAACAAGUCGAAAGAAGAAGGAACCAAAACUCACUGAGCAGAGCACGCGGCACUGCGGCAGCGCGAAAACCCUAAAAGUAGCCAUUUCUUCCUCCGUACUGUCUUCCUCGCCUUUCCCACACUUCAUUCGCGGUCUCCAGUUCCGUUCAUCGCAACCCUAGUCCGCGUCAGCAAUGGCGUCCAUGAUGCAACCGCAGAUCAUACUCUUGAAAGAAGGCACGGACACUUCCCAAGGGAAGGCGCAGCUCGUCAGCAACAUCAACGCAUGUACCGCGGUCGCCGAUGUAGUCAGGACGACCCUCGGCCCCAGAGGGAUGGACAAGCUGAUCCACGAUGCCAAUGGGAGCGUCACCAUCUCGAACGAUGGAGCUACUAUCAUGAAGCUGCUUGAUAUCGUCCAUCCUGCUGCUAAGAUCCUCGUAGACAUCGCCAAGUCCCAGGAUUCCGAGGUUGGUGAUGGGACCACAACAGUAGUUCUUUUGGCCGCAGAAUUUUUAAGGGAGGCCAAACCUUUUAUCGAAGAUGGAGUCCACCCACAAAAUCUGAUACGUAGUUAUAGAAUUGCCUGCAAUUUGGCCAUCGACAAGGUCAAAGGUUUAGCGACCAGCAUAGAAGGGAAGAGUCUGGAAGAAAAGAAAAGCUUACUUUCCAAAUGCGCACAAACAACACUGAAUUCGAAGCUCAUAGGUGGAGAGAAAGAAUUCUUUGCAACGAUGGUUGUGAAUGCUGUCAUUGCAAUUGGAACUGAUGAUAGGCUAAAUAUGAUUGGAAUUAAGAAGGUUCCAGGUGGUAAUAUGCGCGACUCAUUUCUAGUUGAUGGUGUUGCAUUUAAGAAGACAUUUUCUUAUGCUGGUUUUGAACAGCAACCAAAGAAGUUUCUGAAUCCAAAGAUCUUGUUACUCAACAUUGAAUUGGAGCUGAAAUCGGAGAAAGAAAAUGCAGAGAUAAGGCUCUCAGAUCCAUCACAGUAUCAGUCGAUUGUUGAUGCGGAGUGGAAUAUCAUAUAUGAAAAAUUGGAUAAAUGUGUACAAAGUGGUGCCAAAGUUGUCCUCUCACGUUUAGCUAUUGGUGAUCUAGCAACACAGUACUUCGCCGACCGGGAUAUCUUCUGUGCUGGACGUGUAGCUGAAGAGGAUCUUCAGAGGGUUGCUGCAGCCACUGGUGGAACUGUACAAACUACCGUCAACAAUGUGAUUGAUGAGGUUCUAGGGACUUGUGAGGUGUUCGAAGAAAAGCAAGUUGGAAAUGAGCGAUUUAAUAUAUUCAGUGGAUGUCCUUCCGGAAGAACCGCAACAAUAGUUCUGCGUGGUGGUGCUGAUCAGUUCAUUGAGGAAGCUGAAAGGAGUUUACAUGAUGCAAUCAUGAUAGUACGAAGGGCUCUGAAGAACUCAACAGUGGUGGCUGGUGGUGGUGCUAUAGAUAUGGAGAUAAGCCGCUACCUGAGGCAGCAUGCUCGAAGCAUUUCUGGGAAGUCCCAGCUUUUCAUAAACUCAUAUGCCAAAGCUCUGGAGAUUAUCCCUCGACAACUUUGCGACAACGCGGGGUUUGACGCUACUGAUGUGCUGAACAAGUUGAGACAGAAGCAUGCCCAUGCAUCUGGUGAGGGCGCUCCUUAUGGGGUGGACAUCAACACUGGCGGCAUUGCUGACUCAUUUGCAAACUUUGUCUGGGAGCCAGCUAUUAAUGCUAUUAAUGCUGCUACCGAGGCUGCUUGUCUUGUUCUAAGUGUCGAUGAGACUGUCAAGAACCCAAAGUCUGAGAGUGCUCAAGGAGAUGCUGCUAUGAUGGGUGGUCGAGGCCGUGGAGGAGCUAUGCGAGGAGGUAGGGGAAGGGGAAUGAGAAGGCGAUGAUUAGCUUGCAAUUCACUGCAGGAGUAUCCCAGAUGGAUUUUGUUCCUUGUUUUCCUUUCUUUUUGUUGUGUACUAGUUUCUUCAUCCAUUAGCAGCAGGCUUCCAGUUUGUAUCAUUGUGCUAGGGAUUAACAUACCAUAAACCUAAGUGGCUGCAUCGCCAGCUUGUUUUCUUCACCUUUUCUGCCAGAUUUGAUGUCACCUGAUUUUUGCUUCUGAUGUAUUCUGAACUGACUCAAGUUUACUGAUUUGAAGUUUUGGCGUUGUCCAGUAUUCAAGUGUUAGCAGUAGUCCUUUUUUGGUCACGAGCUUUGCUUUAACUGAUUCGUCUUUUAACCUUGAUCAUAUGAUCGAUGAUGUGCAUAAUCAGUAGGCAGCAACAUAUCU
Linum tenue is the source of this 2359-nucleotide messenger RNA. The record is from the annotation of a GenBank genome assembly. NCBI's taxonomy places the organism in Eukaryota, Viridiplantae, Streptophyta, Magnoliopsida, Malpighiales, Linaceae.